Molecule: messenger RNA, 2261 nt
Organism: Trichoplusia ni (cabbage looper)
Lineage: Eukaryota; Metazoa; Arthropoda; Insecta; Lepidoptera; Noctuidae
Product: UHRF1-binding protein 1-like
Source: RefSeq, a predicted model, not a curated record
GCAACUCAUUCACUCCUCAGGUCACUCGUUCACAUGAAAAGUACCUUUGGAUAUGAGAAUUCGUGUGUGCGAUAAUGAUUUUUUGAUAAAUUCCGUGUUAUUUAGUUAGAUUUUAACAAAUUUAUCAUUAAAAAUGGUGACUAUAAUAAAGAACCAAUUACUUAAACAUCUAUCGAGGUUCACAAAGAAUCUGUCACCAGAACAGAUCUCCCUCUCAGCGCUGCGAGGGUCCGGUGAGCUGCAAGACUUGACCUUGGACGAGGAGUUGCUGACAGACCUCCUAGAGCUACCUGGAUGGUUGAAGCUCACCUCUGCUAAAUGCAACCGGGCCUCCUUCAGGAUACAAUGGACCAAGCUCAAGACAGUGCCUAUUGUGCUGAACCUGGACGAGGUGCACAUAGCCUUGGAGGUGUGCCAGGAGCCGAGGGUCAUGAACCCCAGCGCCGCCGGGGCGAUACCAGCGCCGGGGAAGUACAGCUAUAUACACAAGGUGAUAGAUGGAAUCUCUGUGGCUGUGAACCACGUGCAAAUAGACUUUAGUUGUGAAGCAUUCACCAGCAGUGUUCAGAUCUCAAGAGUAACGGUGGAGUCCCGAACGCCAGAGGGCCGCAAGGGAGACCUAAGACUGACUAGAAUCAAAUCGCCUGACACAGGACAACUGCUUAUAUUUAAGGAGUUAGAAUGGCAAAGCGCCCGCAUAGAGGCCAAAGCACUGGGCGCCACCAACGCCAACCUACCGCCUUUACGACUGUUACUGGGGAACACGCACUGUCGGAUCGUCAUCAAGAAAAGAUUGUCAGACUGCGCGGUGAUAGGUUCCCGUCUGGCCAUCUGCCCGGAGCCGCUGGCGUGGGCGCUGACGGACGGGCAGCUGCGCGCGGCGCUGGCCUGCGCGGCCGCACUCGCCACGCCGGUGCGCCGGGCCACGGCCGCCGCUACCAGGGUCAAAGCGCUCAGGAAGAUCGAGGAACCCGUGGAGCAGAUCCCGAGCAGGUCAGCGGCGGGCGAGCGCGACAUCCUCGCCCGAAUGUUCGCCAAGCACGACGUGCGAGAGACCUCGUAUCACCUCCUCGCGCCGAGGGUCGACCUGCAUCUGUGUGAUGAUCCUGGCUUGGGCAGAUCAGAAAAACCGGCGUUGUCAAACGGCGGCGCCUUACAAGUGACGCUGGUGAGCAUGCAGGCGGACCUGUUCCCCUACCACAAGGCGUCGGACGACAGGAGGCAUUGGAGGGGAUACAGGGAAGCAGCAACGCCUCACACCCAGUGGCUCUCACAAGCCCUGACAUCAUUUUGUACAACACUACUCGAAUCUUUAGAUCCGAGGCCGCUCACGCCAAGUAGUAAGUCGAGCCAGGCCGACAAGGCGGACGAGCCGGUCUCCAACGGCAUCAAGCACAAGCCGGCGCCCGCACACAGCGCUUCCAACGCUCCGUCCACUAACACUACUACCUCACAAGCAUCGCCGACAAGAACGAGAAUACUCCAGCAGCUCGGCAAGCUCAUGACUACGUGUCUAGUACUUAGGAUAGACGACUUCACUGUUUAUAAGGUAUCUACAGGGUCCAAGUCGCGCGAGGUCCCGCGGCCGCUGGUGAGCGCGGAGAAGGCCACGCUCCCGGGGGACGCCGGCCUGCUGCACGCCGAGCUCACCUACUUCUACUACCCGGGGGAUGUCUGCUUCCCUGUACCAGCCCCGAAGCUCUUCGUCCAGCUGAGUCCUGUCCGAGUGUCGAUGGACGUGAACAGCGUGGUGUGGCUGGGCGCCUUCCUGCCGCACCUGCUGCCCAAGGACGCGGCUACUGAGGCGGAGAUGAAUGCACAAGCCCCGUAUAUCGAUGUCAGGAUGGAGGCUAUCAUGCCUAAGGUGGUGCUGGAAGCAGGUCCGGAGCACGUCUCUCAGCAGCGCGACCGGCCCAAGGAACUGCACAUCUGUACUGCGCGGGCCACACUCACCAACGUCCGGGAGUCGCCUAGAGCCAACUGCGCAGGCACCCGCGCGGACCUGGCGUCCAUCAUCUCUGCUCUGCGGCGGUCCGCCCCCGCGGGCCAGUUCCCCUGCGCCGCCGACGACAUGGACCCCAUACACGAGCAGUUCAUACUGCACGCUGAUAGUGAGUGCUAAAACUUGGCCUCUGUUUAGAGUAGAUUUUCGCGAUAUGAUAGCGAUGAGUCUAAGCAAUGUUUUUGUAAAUUAAUUAUUAUUUUUAUCUCUUUUCUGUCACGGGUUACUUCAUGGGAAGGAGCCGAUCCUUUUUGGAGGC